GGUAAAACCAAACGUGACAGAGUAGCAAAAGUAAACUAACGGAUAAGCAUCGAUGGUAAUUGUUGUUCAUUGAAAAUUCAGACUCAUAUUCUUUGCCAAGAGUAAAAGGCGACGACUUUAAUGUACGAGUAAUAAAUCGAAGAAAGAAAAUAAUUGGGCCAAUAAAUUCGCCCAAUAUAGUGAAUACAGGGAAAAAGUGAAACUUUGAAUUUAAAUUAGUUGUUCUGGAGACAACGCAAAUAGUGGUAAUUGAGUGAAAUUAGCCAGCGCAGUCACAAGGAAGGAAGCAGCACUGCAGUAGCAGAGGCAGCGGAAGGCGAAGAAACACCCGUCUGCAGCUAUUGUAAGCAGCGUCAGCGUCAGCGUCGCGGCUGAGGCAGUUCAGCGCCCCAACCCCGACCCCGACCCGGAAAACUUAAAUGUGAAAAGAUGGCGACGAGUCGUACUAGUCGCAUACAACAAACGAAGAAUAUAAAUUCUUUCUUCUCCAAAAUACAAGGCGCCUUCUCGGAGGCGUGCACACAGCAACGAUUAUCAACUGAUAAGAAAACACUGGAGAAAACAUGGAAGUUAAUGGACAAAGUUGUAAAGCUGUGCCAGCAACCCAAAAUGAAUUUAAAAAAUAGUCCACCUUUCAUAUUGGACAUACUGCCGGACACGUAUCAGCGAUUGCGUCUAAUUUACUCGAAGAAUGAGGAUCAGAUGCAUGUUUUACAUGCCAACGAGCACUUCAAUGUCUUCAUUAACAACCUGAUGCGCAAGUGCAAACAAGCCAUUAAAUUGUUCAAGGAAGGAAAGGAGAAAAUGUUUGACGAAAACUCACACUAUAGAAGAAAUUUGACUAAGCUUAGUUUAGUCUUUUCACAUAUGCUCAGCGAACUGAAAGCAAUUUUUCCUAAUGGAGUGUUUGCCGGUGAUCAAUUUAGAAUUACGAAAGCAGAUGCUGCCGAUUUUUGGAAACUUAAUUUUGGGAACAGUACUUUGGUCCCAUGGAAAAUCUUCCGGCAGGAGUUGAACAAAGUACAUCCAAUAUCAUCUGGUCUAGAAGCGAUGGCGCUAAAAACAACCAUAGAUCUAACUUGCAACGAUUAUAUUUCAAAUUUUGAAUUUGACGUUUUUACCCGACUUUUCCAACCAUGGGUAACCCUCCUGCGCAAUUGGCAAAUAUUAGCAGUCACACAUCCUGGAUACGUGGCCUUCCUGACUUACGACGAAGUUAAGGCGCGAUUGCAGCGAUACAUUCACAAGGCUGGAAGCUAUGUGUUCAGGUUAUCAUGCACGCGACUUGGUCAGUGGGCGAUAGGGUAUGUUACCGCAGAUGGAGAAAUUUUGCAGACCAUACCCCAAAACAAAUCCCUGUGUCAAGCGUUGCUGGAUGGCCAUAGGGAGGGCUUUUAUUUGUAUCCGGAUGGUCAAGCUUGUAAUCCUGAUCUAUCAUCAGCAGUGCAGAGUCCUACGGAAGAUCACAUUACAGUUACACAAGAACAAUAUGAACUAUACUGCGAGAUGGGUAGUACAUUUCAGUUGUGUAAAAUUUGUGCAGAGAAUGAUAAAGAUAUACGCAUUGAGCCCUGCGGGCAUCUGCUAUGUACGCCGUGCCUCACAUCCUGGCAAGUGGAUUCAGAGGGACAGGGUUGUCCGUUCUGUCGGGCCGAAAUCAAGGGCACGGAACAAAUUGUAGUGGACGCUUUCGAUCCGCGUAAACAGCACAAUCGCAAUUCGACGAAUGGCCGCCAUCAGAAUACCGACGAUGACGAUACAGAGGACGGCGCAGAGUUCAACAUAGCCACAUCGUCGCUCCACGCAUUGAGCAACAGUAUGACCACGACUACACCUGCCGCGGACAAGCACAGUCCUCACACGUCUCCGCGUUUUGCACGUCGAAGUACUACGCCCAGCUUGCUUGCUGUGCAGAACGACUUGUAUGCUGGCCACGUGCCGAGUCUUACAUUAGCCAACUCAGGGGGCAGCAACUACAUCGUGGCUGCGAGCGCAUCAGCUAUAGCUAACUCAAUACUUUCACCCCAGCCUACACCCACAGCACCAUCGAUACAUGCGCUAAAUGGCGGCGGUGCGGGAAUCGGAAAUAGUAUUAGCAACGUUGCAAGCGCUGUUCAAAAAUCGACCAAUCGAAUGAGUGCACCUCUAAUGGGUGCUGCUGCUGCUCCGAACGGCGGUAAUUCUACUAGCAACUAUGUGACGAGAAUGGCAACGAGCAAAUCCGAACACAACGACCAUUCCUCGUAUGCAAUCUUACAAGGUCUGCAAGAACCUUUGCUGCUACAAGCGCAACAACAGCCGCAGACAACAGGGCAACGCCAAACUGUUGGCGCAUCUGUGAUUGGUGGGGUCUCGGGAGCACCUCCUUUGCCGCCACGAAAAUCAUCACCUGGUGUGGAAAAUAGCGCCUCAAGUAUUAUCGGCGCAUGCGUUGCUGUAACGCCAGUUGCAGCCGCAGUAGCCAAGCAUAGGGGGCAGGCGACAAUUGGAGCUGCAACUCCUUCAGAUAGUUCAGCGGCAAACACAGAAGGGGCUGCUAUGCCACCGCAGACAACAGCACCGCCGAUACCACCACACGGCAACUUAAUGCUAGUUGAUAGCAUUGUCGAAGACUUACGCACGCAACAAAUCGUCACGACUACUGCAAUGACAUCCACACCUUCGAUCUCAUCGCAAUCGACACCAGGAUCGGUAUCUGCUACUACGCCUACGCUUUCGAUACUCGACGACGACAUCGUGGGACCAGCAGAGACCAUUAUGGGUGUAAUUGAUACUCGGCCAUUGGAAGCACGUUUGGCCGCAGCUGCUCUAAUUUUGGAACCAACAACGGUAAAGUUGCCGCCUGCAGCAGGUAUCACCUCCAUGCCAUGUACUCCGCACUACACCCAGCUUUGCAACGCUACAUCAUCAACACAACCCGCUGCAGUAACGUCAUUAGUACCUACCGGAGGUGCGGCCGUGAUACCCGGGUCACAUGCAUCACAGCAUUUAAAGCAACCACAACAGCCUCUGCUUUACGAGAAUGUUACGAUCAAUCCAAAAUAUUGCAAUGUUCCGUAUGAAAAUAUCAAUCUGGAAUAUAUUGCACGUCUUAUGAAUGAGGGUUAUUCCAAGGAAAAUGCCAUUACAGCGCUGGGAAUCUCGCGAAACAACAUUGAGAUGGCCUGUGACAUUUUGCGCGAAUUCGUAUCAAAAAGUAGCGUUUGAGAUGUACGGCGAACAAGAAUCCCUACAAAUGCAGCAAGCAUUGAAUGCAAUAAUACAUACAUACAUAUAUCAGGUUAGUCUAAUAUAUAGAUCAGUUUAGUUCGGUGCUGCGUGAGAAUCUGCAAUUAUUUGCCCUUGGAAGGAAUGCUACAUAUAAACAAGAUUCAAAUUUAGACGAGCAAAAGCAACUGCAUAUACGAAUAUACUUAAUUUUUAAUUUCUAAAAUAACUUAAACCAUUAAACAAUGCAGAAGAUUUGAUUUUAUAAAAUCAUCAAAUAUACUAAAGAGCUGGAGUUUCCUCAAUUUCGCUUAAAACACGUAUUCAAAACGAAUAUGGAAACAAUUUUCAUUUUAAACAUGCUUAAACAUCCAACAAGUAAAAAAUAUUAUGUAUGUUAGUUAUACAAAAAUGUAGCUCCUACAUACCUAUAUUAGUAAACUCAAAGGCAUUCGCAUGUAGUGGCAGGGCCAUAAGCAAUACUCAAUGCCUCAAAAUAAAAAAAAUAAUUGUCGAAAACUACAAAAAAAUCAAAGAAAUGCAAAUAAUUAGGAAGUUAUUAAUGAAAUAAAACAACUACAAAAUAAGUAAUAAGAUUCUUAUUCAAAUUAUACUCGAAUCAAUGCAUACCUACAUAAAUUUAUUGCAAUAUUACUAUUACAGGAAAAGCCAACUAUUAUAUUACCAAACAAGAACUACUUCGAAAAAAGUAUGUCUAAUUGCCAAACUACACACACAUCAUUCUCAAGUUUAGAAAAACUUCAUAUCUACCCAUUUUAUGUUAAUUGAAACGUGCGUGGGAAUGUAUUUUAUAAUUCAGAGCCUUAAAAAUUAUGAAAUUCUCGAACUCAGCGAUAACUUUCAAUAUAUUAAUACUUUGAAUAUUUUUUAUAUAAAUAUAACAAAUUAGAUAUUGAUUCGGAAUCUAUGGGGCGCUGUUGUAUGAAGACGAUAACCUUUUUUGUGUAGAACAAGCUGGGUAGACAAAAUUAACUUAAAGGGCCCUCUCGCAAUUCGGAUUAAAAUAUUUAUUUUUAUGCCCCACAUCCUACUGCAGGUAAUGACCGUGCUCAGAAAUCAAUUAAUUAUUGCAAAUGUAAGCAAUUUUAGUAAUAAUAAACAGAAUUUCGAGAGCUCCCGGCACUUUCGACAAAAUCUCAUUUUGACGCUAUGUAAUUUUGUGUGGAUGUUUUGCUGGUGUGUACUAUUUUGAUGAAACCUUAGAAGAAAAUUUAUUUUAAAUUUAUGAUUUCAACUUAAGAAGAUGGUAUAGUAAAUGAGUACGAAUUUCGAGUGCAAGUGCGUGGACGCACUUCGCUUGAAUCAUAAAAUUUGACCUAUUCAUAAUAACAGCAGUGCUGCCAUUAAGUGAUUAGCGAGCGAAAUUAUUUGUCUUAAAGCAAAUUAUUUUUGAUAAGUUAACAAUUUGUUGUUAUUGUAGCAACAUAAACAUUACCCAUACAUAUACGGGGAAAGCGGAUGAAGUGACAGUCCUUGGUCGGAUACAAAUCCGGGUCGUUCCGGAUACGUAGGACCGACUGUCGUGGGAACGAACAAUUCUUGCCGUUGAAUGUGUUGAAUGUCGAAUUGUAUAUUGUCUUGGCAGCGGACAGCAGAUUACAGGGGGUAUGUAGAUGUAAAAAUUUCAAGCUGGGCACCGCCUGACCGGUCAGCUAUUCUUUACAAUUUUAAGAUGCUGUCCUUGCGGUCAAUGUCUUCAUCGAUGAGGCGAUACUGCACAGUUUGAUGAACUAUAAAUGCUAGAUCACCACCAUUGGCUCACGAUCUUUUUGGUGUAUCCUGUCUGGUGAUCAGGGAGGAACUAGCGUGCAGUUUUGUCUCUUGAACCGCAGAUUUAAAAGACUCCUUGUGAACUCAUAAAGUCGAUUAUAUUGUCACUCUUACUCGUGAAUCCAUUGCAGUUCAGUCGUAGGAGCUUAAAAUUUCUCGGGAUGAGAGUCGCGAUGUAGACUUGUCUAUGGUGGCCAUGCUGUGCAUGCCGCUGUUGUCGUUGUGGCCUGAUGGUAGUCGGCCGCGCCCCACUUGAUGGCUGCGGGUGCAAAGCUGUGUCAAAUCUCGAAUAAUACGCAGUCACCAGCACAUGACGUGAGGCAGAAGCCACGGGGGCUGAGGGCGCCAGAUGGCGGGAGCAAAAUGUGACCACAAGUCUUUAGGUGGCACCACUCGUUGCACUGGCUGCACCUAACUGAUGUAGAGUUUGGUUGGAGCCGUCUUUGGCAAAUGCAGCAAAAACACACUUCGCGUCCAGGGUUAGGCUCAAUGCCAGCCCUGAGGAGAAGUAAAUAUUGAGAGCAGUCUUGUUGUUCUCUACAAUUAUUCAAUGUUUGGAAAUCAAGUGAUGUAUUUGUACAAGUAUACUUUUUUUUAGGAAAUCGUAUGCCCGAUAAAAAAAUAGGUAUUUCUUCGAGCAUUAUAGAUAUUCACCUGCUAUUACUAUAGAAAGAGAAUGUCUAUUUUGAGAUUUCUUUGAAAUGAAUAAUAACAAAUGCGAAUUUGGCCGAUUUAAACAAAACGAGCCAAUCGUUUAUUUCUUGUGCUAAUCGGCGCAAGUUGGACACACCAGGUAAGGCCAAGUCCUUCUCUAUUUGAUCUUUGCAACUCAAAGCGGGCCUUCGCUGAAUCUGAAUGAAUCAGUUGGUUGAUGGUGUCUUCAGUCUUUCGCACAAUACGCUUGAGAGAACCUUAUACGCUAUAUUUAGAAUACUGAUACCGCGGUACUUGGCACAGAUUCCAGGAUCCAUCUACCUUUGGUAUUGGGCAGAACUUACUUAUCGGCAGG
This is a messenger RNA of Anastrepha ludens (Mexican fruit fly), 6007 nucleotides long. RefSeq names its product E3 ubiquitin-protein ligase CBL (gene Cbl). The record is from RefSeq and is a predicted model, not a curated record. Lineage: Eukaryota; Metazoa; Arthropoda; Insecta; Diptera; Tephritidae. Gene Ontology annotation, cellular component: membrane raft; plasma membrane. The coding region runs from base 430 to 3207 and encodes 925 amino acids. The transcript has 7 exons. Gene Ontology annotation, biological process: negative regulation of epidermal growth factor-activated receptor activity; cell surface receptor signaling pathway. Gene Ontology annotation, molecular function: ubiquitin protein ligase activity; calcium ion binding; phosphotyrosine residue binding.